This is a messenger RNA of Acinonyx jubatus (cheetah), 2123 nucleotides long. RefSeq names its product hydroxycarboxylic acid receptor 2 (gene HCAR2). Gene Ontology annotation, cellular component: membrane. Bases 138 to 1229 code for a protein of 363 amino acids. The transcript has a single exon. Lineage: Eukaryota; Metazoa; Chordata; Mammalia; Carnivora; Felidae. The record is from RefSeq and is a predicted model, not a curated record. Gene Ontology annotation, biological process: G protein-coupled receptor signaling pathway. Gene Ontology annotation, molecular function: G protein-coupled receptor activity.
CCAUUCAGUCAUCUAUUUCAACACCCUGACAUGACAUAAAGGCGGGAGCUGAGCCUCACAUUCGCCACUCAGACACACACCUCUUUCCUUGGGCAUUCGCUAGGUGAGGCGCUCCCUAGGACUGACUCGCUCCACUCAUGAACCUGCACCAGCAGCAGAAGCAUUUUCUGGAAAUAGACAAGAAGAACUGCUGUGUGUUCCGGGAUGACUUCAUUGCCAAUGUGCUGCCACCAGUGCUGGGGCUGGAGUUUGUGUUCGGGCUCCUGGGCAAUGGCCUUGCCCUGUGGAUUUUCUGCUUCCACCUCAAGUCCUGGAAAUCCAGCCGGAUUUUCCUGUUCAACUUGGCCGUGGCCGACUUUCUCCUGAUCAUCUGCCUGCCAUUCUUGACGGACAACUACGUGAGGAAGUGGGACUGGAAGUUUGGGGACAUCCCUUGCAGGCUGAUGCUCUUUAUGCUGGCCAUGAACCGCCAGGGCAGCAUCAUCUUCCUCACCGUGGUGGCCGUGGACAGGUAUUUCCGGGUGGUCCAUCCCCACCACGCACUGAACAAGAUCUCCAAUCGGACGGCGGCCAUCAUUUCCUGCCUCUUGUGGGGUGUCACCAUCGGCCUGACGGGUCACCUCCUGCACAAAAAGAUGUUGAUCAGGAAUCGAGAUGCGAAUUUGUGCAGCAGCUUUAGCAUCUGCCAUACCUUCAGGUGGCACGAUGCCAUGUUCCUCCUGGAGUUCAUCCUGCCCCUGGGCAUCAUCCUGUUCUGCUCGGCCAGAAUCAUCUGCAGCCUGCGCCAGAGGCAAAUGGACAGACACGCCAAGAUCAAGAGGGCCAUCAACUUCAUCAUGGUGGUGGCCAUUGUCUUCAUCAUCUGCUUCCUGCCCAGCGUGGCUGUGCGCAUACGCAUUUUCUGGCUCUUGCACACCACGGGUACGAAGAACUGUGAUGUCUAUCGCUCGGUUGACCUGGCGUUUUUCAUCACCCUCAGCUUCACCUACAUGAACAGCAUGCUGGACCCUUUGGUGUACUACUUCUCCAGCCCAUCUUUUCCCAACUUCUUCUCCACCCUGAUCAACCGCUGCCUGCGGAAGAAGACACCACAAGGGCCAGAUAACAACCAGAGCACAAGCAUGGAGCUCACGGGGGAUCUGAGUACAACCAGGAGUGUUCCAGACACUUUAAUGGCCAACCCCAGUGAGCCGUGGAACCCAUCUUAUCCAGCCCCAGCUUCUCGCUAAAUAAUCGAGCCAAGAAGAGAGAUUGUUACCAAGAACCAAGGUCUCUGGAGAAACGGUUUGGCUAGGUGCACAGAGUACCAUCGUUAGACCCGGCCUGUGGUUUCCUGGAACUUCCAGAUUCAGAGAAUCAGACUUAGAGAAGUGGUGUGGCAGAGUGGGCUGCCUGGUUGCAGAACGUCAGCAGAGGAAUCUUGGGGGGAACAGAGAGUAAAGCCUCUGAAACUUCUGCUCAAUCUCUGACACUCACAGGACCGAAGACGGCAAAACUGUCCUCACCUUCUGCUGAGUAGAGUUGGAGCCACAGAGACGCCCAUCAGCACCUGUGAUUCACUGACCUCUUUCCCUCCCUUGCCUGAGAUGUGGAUGGUUCUCAGUCCUGGGGAGGGAGUGGGUAUCCAGCCUGUUGGUGGACUCCAGCUGAGACAAGCAGAGCUAAGUGACUGGAGGGAAGUUAUUGCCCCGGAAGGGAGGCCAGGCGUCAUUAACCGAGCCAGUAGGUCACUUACAUUCCAUGGAUUCAUCUCUCAGCCAAGCUUUAGCAGAAAAGCACUAGGCAAAGAGACUCACAGCUUUGGUUAAUAUCUGAGUUUCCAGUAGUGGGAAGAGAGGGAUUAGCCAGGGAGGGACGGAGCAAAAGAGUCUUACUAAGAAAAAGGAAAGGCGUGUGUGUUGCGACCCUCGGCUAAUCCGUUCCUUUCUUGUUGACACUAAUUUGAAGGCUGAGCAGUUAGAGACUUUGGAGAAGAUAGCCGCUUCCCACCUCUGUUUGCUUUUGUCAUUAAAAGGGAGAUGCUGUGCAGCAAUCCGAGGGAGAAGGUGCCUCCUGGUUCCUUUGCUCGUGUUUCUAUCCUUAUGGGAAAUCUACCAUGUCAAUAAACUUGGAUGUGAGACACA